Mugil cephalus (flathead mullet) is the source of this 3749-nucleotide messenger RNA. It is a transcript of the gene polr2b, whose product is annotated as RNA polymerase II subunit B. The record is from RefSeq and is a predicted model, not a curated record. Gene Ontology annotation, cellular component: RNA polymerase II, core complex. Gene Ontology annotation, molecular function: ribonucleoside binding; DNA binding; DNA-directed RNA polymerase activity. Gene Ontology annotation, biological process: DNA-templated transcription. Lineage: Eukaryota; Metazoa; Chordata; Actinopteri; Mugiliformes; Mugilidae.
GCACCAGUCCCGCCAACGUGACAAAGAAGAAGAGGCUUCACGCAGGCGCGCUGUAGUCCUCACGUCGCGCUGUUUCUGUUUUAUUUUGAUACUUUUACUGGAGAUAAAACAUGUACGACCAGGACGAAGAUAAUCAGUACGACGAGGACGAGGAUGAAAUCACUCCAGAUCUGUGGCAGGAAGCCUGUUGGAUCGUCAUCAGCUCUUAUUUUGACGAGAAGGGUCUGGUGCGGCAGCAGCUGGAUUCGUUUGAUGAGUUCAUCCAGAUGUCUGUUUUUAGAGGUUGUGGGGGGACGCCCCCCCCCAUCCAAAACCCCAGGGGUGAACCCAACCACCUCUGGGGGGUGGAGGGGCCGGGGGAGGGCCACGAGGGGCCUCGUUACCUGCUGAAGUUCGAGCAGAUCUACCUGUCGAAGCCCACCCACUGGGAGAGAGACGGAGCUCCAUCUCCCAUGAUGCCCAAUGAGGCACGACUACGGAAUCUGACUACCGGCCCCCCUGUUUUGUUGACCCUCACAAAGACAUAUAAAGGAGGGGGGGAUCGCUGCAGACCCAACACCAAAAACCCCAUCGGUAAAAUUCCCCUCAUGCUUCGCUCCCCCUACUGCCUGCUCAGGGGGCUUAAGGACAGGACCUGUGUUUAACUCAACGAAUGGGCCCUGGACCCCGGGGGGGUUUUUUCUUUAUUCAACGGCUUGAGAAGGGAAAUGGGAAAAAGAGCGCGAAACGGUCCGAGGAAAAGUGUGUCCACGCUGCCCUACAUCAGACAGGAAGUUCCCAUCAUCAUUGUGUUUCGAGCUCUGGGCUUCGUGUCUGACAGAGACAUCCUGGAACACAUCAUUUAUGACUUUGAUGACCCCGAGAUGAUGGAGAUGGUGAAGCCGUCUCUGGACGAAGCGUUUGUCAUCCAGGAGCAGAACGUGGCCCUGAACUUUAUUUUGGGAUCCAGAGGAGCGAAACCCGGUGUAACAAAAGAGGCGAAUCAAAAAACGUUUAAAAAAGUUCUUCAGAAAGAAAUGCGGGCCCCAGUCGGGGUCAGCGACUUCUGUGAGGGCCAAAAAGCCCGGUUUCUUUGGGUUUACAGGGUGCGCUUUCUGCACUUUGGGAGACGAGAGCUGGCACAGGAUAUUACGGCAACAAGAGGCUGGACCUUGUGGGGGCCACUACUGGCCUUCCUGUUCAGAGGUAUGUUCAAGAACCUGCUCAAAGAGAUCAGGAUUUAUGCUCAGAAGUUCAUUGACAGAGGAAAAGACUUCAACUUGGAGCUCGCCAUCAAGACUCGAAUCAUCUCAGAUGGACUCAAAUAUUCGCUGGCCACUGGAAAAAUUUGGGGGUGUUUAAGGGAAAGGGUCAACCCGGCCCGGGGCGGGAUUUUACAGGUUUUAAAACCCUUUUCCUUCGCAUCCACUCUGUCCCACCUCCGUCGAGUCAACUCUCCUAUUGGCCGAGAUGGAAAACUGGCAAAACCUCGACAGCUUCACAACACACUUUGGGGAAUGGUGUGUCCAGCCGAGACCCCCGAGGGUCACGCUGUGGGUCUGGUGAAGAACCUGGCCCUCAUGGCCUACAUCUCUGUGGGCUCACAGCCGUCCCCCAUCCUGGAGUUUCUGGAGGAGUGGAGUAUGGAGAACUUGGAGGAAAUCUCACCUGCUGCCAUUGCUGAUGCCACUAAAAUCUUUGUGAACGGCUGCUGGGUUGGAAUUCACAAAGACCCAGAACAGUUGAUGAACACACUGAGGAAGCUCCGAAGACAAAUGGACAUUAUCGUGUCUGAGGUAACUCCAUCUGUCUCUGACAGGAAAACCCAGCCACAGGCAGUUUACUGGGCCCCGGAUCCUGUGCUCCCGAGCCAGGUUCCCACUGGUCCGGGGUCCUUUUGCUCCCGUUUGCCCGGUUCUACGGUCCUGGAUCCUGUGCUCCGCAAACCGGUUCUAUUUGGGCCCGGAUCCCCGUGCCCUCCCGGGGGUACUGGGCCGGGGUCCUGUGCCCCCGCCCCCAGGUUCUACUGGUCCCCCGGGGUUCCCGGCUCCUGCGACAGGGUUUUAAUUCCUGGAUCCCAGGGUCCUGCAGGCAGCCAGGUUUUGCUGGUCCUGGAUCCCCGGUCCUUUGGGUCCUGUGCUCCUGUAGCCUGGUUCUACGGUCCGGGUUUCCGGGGGCUCCCCCGACGGUUCCCCCUGGUUCCCGGACCCUGUGGGUUCCCUCAGCCAGGUUUCCUGGUCCUGUGUCCUGGUCAGAUACGCUGGCAGGACCUUUUUGGGGGCGGCGGCGUGUGGAGUAAAUCGACAACUGGGGGGGAGGAGACAGUCCCGGGUCGCCAUGACCCCCGAUACCUCCCCAAAAAAAGGGCUUUGGGGCCCACUGCCCAAACCCACACCCACUGUGAAAUCCACCCAUCCAUGAUCCUGGGAGUCUGCGCCUCCAUCCCCUCCCCUUUUCCCCCACCUUCCCGGGCUCCCAGGAACACGUACCCGUCGGCUAUGGGGAAACAGGGCCUGGGGGUCUACAUCAACCCAAAAUUCCAGGGACGAAUGGGCACCCGGCCCACGUCCUUUUACUACCCCCCAAAAACCCUUUGGGCAAACCCCUCGGUCCAAAGGAGAAUCAAUUCCCUUGUGGCAGGCCCCGUUUCAGGGUACAACCAGGAGGAUUCUGUGAUCAUGAACAGGUCCGCUGUGGAUCGAGGCUUCUUCAGCGCCCGGUUCCUGUUUUUUGGGCCCGGGGGAGGAAGUGGGUCAUCGGGGGGACGGGGGACGCUUCCGGAAAAGAACGACGACGAGCUGGACACACCCAAACCCGGGGCUACACAAAGAACUGCAGCCCCUUCCCCGAGAACCCCGCGGAAAACCCCAUUUUUGGGCCAGGUUUAUGGUUACCCUAAAACCCGGGAAAGGACGGAGACAAGUUUUGCCAGCCGACACGGACAGAAGGGAACCUGUGGGAUCCAGUACAGACAGGAGGACAUGCCGUUUACCUGCGAGGGGAUCACACCUGACAUCAUCAUCAACCCUUCCCCCCCCUCCCGCUGGGUGACAGUCGGCCCUCUGAUCGAAAUGGGGCUGCAGGGAAAAAGGGUUUCUGCAAACAAAGGGGAGAUUGGAGACGCAACUCCGUUCAACGACGCUGUCAACGUGCAGAAGGUGUCAAACCUGUUGUCUGAAUACGGAUACCACCUCCGAGGAAACGAGGUUCUGUACAACGGCUUCACUGGGAGGAAGUUGACGUCCCAAAAUCUUUAUUUGGGGCCACUUAUUUUUAGGUUGAAGAAAAUUGGGGGACGAUAAAAAAACCAAAUCGGGGCCCGGGGGCCCCUCCCGAUCCUCAACAGGCAGCCCGAUGGCGGCCUGCGCUUCGGCGAGAUGGAGCGUGACUGUCAGAUCGCUCACGGAGCCGCUCAGUUCCUCAGAGAGCGUCUGUUCGAGGCGUCCGAUCCCUACCAGGUCCAUGUCUGCAACCUGUGUGGCCUCAUGGCCAUCGCCAACACCAGGACGCACACGUACGAGUGCCGAGGCUGCCGCAACAAGGAAACCCGGAUCUCUCUGGUCCGGAUGCCGUACGCCUGUAAACUUCUUUUCCAGGAGCUGAUGUCGAUGAGCAUCGCUCCUCGUAUGAUGACGUCAUAGGCGGGUUGGCCAAUCAGAUGUGACGUGACAUCAGCAGCAGGAAGUGACGUAGAAGUUUAGUUAAACGUUUUUAGUUUGAAGUCGUCUCAUUUUUUUCUUUGUACAAGUCAAAUAAAUAAUUUUUCUUCA